CCUGGAUUCGCAAAACAACAUUACCCACCCAAGCCAACCCAACCAACCAUGCCUCUCAAAACCGAGGCUCACGUUGCACGGGCAAGCGGCAUCACCCUCGAAAAGGUAACCUACACCGACCUUGCGCCGGACGAGCUCUACGUCGAAAUCGCGGGCGCCUCCGUUUGCCACAGCGACGUGCGCGCCGCCCAAGCGUCCUUCCACCUCAAACCCCCGCUCAUCCUGGGCCACGAAGGGGCGGGCUACGUCCUCGCCGUCGGCUCCAACGUCACGUACGUGUCGCCCGGCGACGCGGUGGUCCUGGCGUUUUGCUGGUGUGGGAUUUGUCGGCGGUGCAAGGCGGGGAAGUCGGCGUAUUGCGAGCGGAUUGGGGGGUUGAACUUUUCGGGGCGGCGGGAGGAUGGGAGGGGUGUUGUCGUCGGCGCGGAGGGGGAUGAGGGUGGGAAGGGGGAGGUGAAUGGCAAGGCGGAGGUGAGUGGGUUGUUUUUCGGGCAGAGUUCGAUGAGUCGCGUCGCGUUGGUCCGGGAGGAGUGUUGUGUUAAGGUUGAGGGGGGGUGGGGGAGGGAGGAGGUGAGAAGGUUUGCGAGUUUGGGGUGCGGGUUGCAGACGGGGGCGGGGGCUAUUUUGUACGUUUUGUUGUGAACUGCUGAUCGUGUUUGGGUUGUGUGGGAUUAUGAGGGUGAGUAAGAGUGCUGACGAACGACUUGUAGGAAUAUUGCUAAACCGCCCGAAGGAGCAUGCAUAGCCGUCUUUGGCGGCGGAGCGGUGGGGUUGGCGG
This is a messenger RNA of Baudoinia panamericana UAMH 10762, 778 nucleotides long. RefSeq lists its product as uncharacterized. NCBI's taxonomy places the organism in Eukaryota, Fungi, Ascomycota, Dothideomycetes, Mycosphaerellales, Teratosphaeriaceae. The coding region runs from base 49 to 642 and encodes 197 amino acids. The record is from RefSeq and is a predicted model, not a curated record. Gene Ontology annotation, molecular function: zinc ion binding; oxidoreductase activity. The transcript has a single exon.